GAAAACCAAAGUAUGGUUACAGAAUUUAUCCUCCUGGGAUUUGGAGAAAACCCUGACCUUCAGAUAUUUCUUUUUCUGAUAGUCCUGAUUAUCUACAUGGGGACCAUGGUUGGGAACAUCCUCAUUGUUGCUCUUGUUGUGGCUGAUCAACACCUGCACACACCCAUGUACUACUUCCUGGGAAAUCUGUCCUGUCUGGAGACUUUCUACAGUUCUACCAUCCUCCCCAGGAUGUUGACAAGUUUUGUGACUGGAGACCGAUCCAUAUCUUUCAUUGGCUGUUUUCUACAGAUGUAUUUCUUUGGUUCUUUUGCCGCAACAGAAUGUUUCCUCUUGUCUGCCAUGUCAUAUGACAGAUACUUGGCCAUCUGCAAACCUUUGCACUAUACAACACUUAUGAACAAUAGAGAUUGCCUCCAUUUAGUUGUUGGGUCUUGGAUAAGUGGCUUUCUAGGAAACACUAUAUUAUUUCCUCUGCUGAAGUUAACCUUCUGUGGGAAAAAUGACAUUGACCAUUUCUUUUGUGACUUCAACCCUUUGCUAAAAUUAGCAUGCAGUGACACUCAUAAAAUAGUAAUUUUUGCUUUCAUAAUUGCUUGCAUAUUCACAUUGCCCCCUUUUCUCUUGACUGUGACAUCAUAUGUUUGCAUCAUUGCCACCAUCCUGAGAAUCCCCUCUUCUGUAGGAAGACAGAAGGCUUUCUCCACCUGCUCUUCCCAUCUCAUUGUGGUUACCAUCUUCUAUGGGACACUGAUGAUAGUCUAUAUGCUGCCCAACACUCAGUCACUGGGAGACCUGAACAAAGUCUUCUCAGCCUUUUACACAGUCUUGACUCCUAUGGCCAAUCCCCUUAUAUACAGUCUGAGAAAUAAAGAGGUGAAACAGGCUUUGAAGAAGGUUCAGGAAAAAAUAACUCCAGCUAGAUUCCUCAGCUAA
Eublepharis macularius is the source of this 936-nucleotide messenger RNA. Its product is annotated as olfactory receptor 1020-like. Gene Ontology annotation, cellular component: membrane. The transcript has a single exon. Gene Ontology annotation, biological process: G protein-coupled receptor signaling pathway. Lineage: Eukaryota; Metazoa; Chordata; Lepidosauria; Squamata; Eublepharidae. The record is from RefSeq and is a predicted model, not a curated record. Bases 13 to 936 code for a protein of 307 amino acids. Gene Ontology annotation, molecular function: G protein-coupled receptor activity; olfactory receptor activity.